Messenger RNA from Penicillium robsamsonii, 846 nucleotides. RefSeq names its product carbonic anhydrase. Lineage: Eukaryota; Fungi; Ascomycota; Eurotiomycetes; Eurotiales; Aspergillaceae. Gene Ontology annotation, molecular function: zinc ion binding; carbonate dehydratase activity. Gene Ontology annotation, biological process: carbon utilization; cellular response to carbon dioxide; cellular response to oxidative stress. The record is from RefSeq and is a predicted model, not a curated record. Bases 1 to 846 code for a protein of 281 amino acids. The transcript has 2 exons. Gene Ontology annotation, cellular component: cytoplasm.
AUGGUUGUUGAAGAGGCCUCCCGGGACUCUCCGGGUCUUCUGGUUCACGACUCAAUCUCAAGGGACACACAGCACUGUCUCCGCGCCUCACAAGCCAUUCUCAACCUCCACACUCUUCUUCUGCGCCAGUCAUCAAAAUGCCGGCGUAGAGUCACCCCGAGCUUAGACACACGUCCCAAGCCCAAGACCCAGACUAACAUCUCUGGUGCGGAUCUCACAGAUCGUUAUGCAGCAGGCCUGCGCCUGAACAAGGAAUGGGCCGCACAGACAGCCCGCGACCACCCCCAACUCUUCCCUACCCUCGCCUCAGGCCAGAAGCCACAGAUUCUCUGGAUCGGAUGUUCCGACUCUCGUUGUCCGGAAACCACCUUCUUGGGUCUCGAGCCCGGUGAUGUCUUCGUGCAUCGCAACAUCGCCAACGUCCUGCACCCCGGCGACCUCAGCUCCUCCGUCGUUAUCGAAUACGCUGUGCAAUACCUGCGCGUCAACCACGUCGUGGUGUGCGGUCACACUGCCUGCGGCGGUAUCUCAGCCGCGAUGGGUAACAAGAACCUGGGUAUUUUGGACCCAUGGCUGUUUCCGCUUCGCCAGCUGCGUGAGCGCAAUCUGAAACUUCUGCAGUCAAUGCCGGCUGGUGAGGCAGCCUCGAGACUAGCUGAGUUGAACGUUCGAGAGGGCUUAAACCUCGUCAAGCAGAAGAGUGUUGUCUUGAAUGCCAUCCGGGAGCGGGGACUCCAGGUCCAUGGCUUGAUUUAUGAUGUUGGAUCGGGUGUGCUCAGUGAGCUGGACACUGAAGAUUCGGAGGAGGUUAUUAGGGCUCGUUUGACGGCUUUUCAAACGGAGUGA